This is a messenger RNA of Galeopterus variegatus (Sunda flying lemur), 3568 nucleotides long. RefSeq names its product chromosome-associated kinesin KIF4A. The transcript is spliced from 24 exons. Gene Ontology annotation, molecular function: ATP binding; microtubule motor activity; microtubule binding. Gene Ontology annotation, biological process: microtubule-based movement; mitotic spindle organization. Lineage: Eukaryota; Metazoa; Chordata; Mammalia; Dermoptera; Cynocephalidae. The record is from RefSeq and is a predicted model, not a curated record. The coding region runs from base 142 to 2919 and encodes 925 amino acids.
AAUAUUAACCGAGGCCUCCUAUGCUUGGGAAAUGUGAUAAGUGCUCUUGGAGAUGACAAAAAGGGUGGCUUUGUGCCAUACAGAGAUUCCAAGUUGACUCGACUGCUUCAAGAUUCUCUGGGAGGUAAUAGCCAUACUCUUAUGAUAGCUUGUGUGAGUCCUGCUGACUCCAAUCUCGAGGAAACAUUAAAUACCCUUCGCUAUGCUGACAGAGCAAGAAAAAUCAAGAAUAAACCUAUUGUUAAUAUUGAUCCCCAGACAGCUGAACUUAAUCAUCUAAAGCAACAGGUACAACAGCUACAGGUCUUGUUGCUACAAGCCCAUGGAGGUACCCUGCCUGGAUCUAUAAAUGUGGAACCAUCAGAGAAUCUACAAUCCCUGAUGGAGAAGAAUCAGUCCCUGGUAGAGGAGAAUGAAAAAUUAAGUCGUGGUCUGAGCGAGGCAGCUGGUCAGACAGCCCAGAUGUUGGAGAGGAUCAUUUUGACAGAGCAAGUGAAUGAAAAAAUGAACGCCAAGCUAGAAGAGCUCAGACAGCAUGCAGCCUGCAAACUGAAUCUUCAAAAGCUAGCGGAGACUUUGGAAGACCAGGAAUUAAAAGAAAAUGUAGAGAUAAUUCGUAACCUGCAGCAAAUGAUUACCCAGCUAUCGGAUGAAACUGUUGUUUGCAUGGCUGUAGCCAUUGAUACUGCAGUGGAACCAGAAGCUCAAGCAGAAACCAGUCCAGAGGUCAGCAGGUCUUCUGAUGCUUUCACCACUCAGCAUGCUCUACGUCAAGCUCAGAUGUCUAAGGAGCUGGUUGAGUUGAAUAAAGCCCUUGCACUGAAAGAGGCCCUAGCUAGGAAGAUUACCCAGAAUGACAGCCAACUACAGCCCAUUCAAUUCCAAUACCAGGAUAACAUUAAAAAUCUAGAAUUGGAAGUCAUCAGUCUGCAAAAGGAAAAGGAAGAAUUGGUUCUUGAACUUCAGACAGCAAAGAAAGAUGUCAACCAAGCAAAGUUGAGUGAGCGCCGCCGCAAACGUCUCCAGGAGCUGGAGGCUCAAAUAGCUGAUCUGAAGAAAAAACUGAAUGAACAGUCCAAACUUCUGAAGCUGAAGGAAUCCACAGAGCAUACUGUCUCCAAACUAAACCAGGAGAUAUGGAUGAUGAAAAAUCAGCGGGUACAGUUAAUGCGUCAGAUGAAAGAGGAUGCUGAGAGGUUUAGACAGUGGAAGCAACAAAAAGACAAAGAAGUAAUCCAGUUAAAAGAACGUGACCGUAAGAGGCAAUAUGAGCUGCUGAAACUUGAAAGAAACUUCCAGAAACAGUCCAAUGUACUCAGACGUAAAACUGAGGAGGCAGCAGCUGCCAACAGGCGUCUCAAGGAUGCUCUCCAAAAACAACAGGAGGUCGCAGAUAAGCGGAAAGAGACUCAGAACCGUGGAAUGGAAGGCACUGCAGCUCGAGUGAAGAAUUGGCUUGCAAAUGAAAUUGAGGUUAUGGUCAGUACUGAGGAAGCCAAACGCCAUCUGAAUGACCUUCUUGAAGACAGAAAGAUCCUAGCUCAGGAUGUGGCUCAACUCAAAGAAAAAAAGGAAUCUGGGGAGAAUGCACCUCCUAAACUCCGGAGGCGCACAUUCUCACUUGCUGAAGUGCGUGGUCAAGUUUCGGAGUCAGAGGAUUCUAUUACAAAGCAGAUUGAAAGCCUAGAGACUGAAAUGGAACUCAGGAGUGCUCAGAUUGCUGACCUACAGCAGAAGCUACUGGAUGCAGAAAGUGAAGACAGGCCAAAACAACGCUGGGAGAAUAUUGCUACCAUUCUGGAAGCCAAGUGUGCUCUGAAAUAUUUAAUUGGAGAGCUGGUCUCCUCCAAAAUACAGGUCAGCAAGCUUGAAAGCAGCCUGAAACAGAGCAAGGCCAGCUGUGCUGACAUGCAGAAGUUGCUUUUUGAGGAAAGAAAUCAUUUUGCUGAGAUAGAGACGGAGUUGCAAGCUGAACUGGUCAGAGUGGAGCAACAGCACCAAGAGAAGGUACUGUACCUUCUCAGCCAGCUGCAGCAAAGCCAAAUGGCAGAGAAGCAGCUAGAGGAGUCAGUCAGUGAAAAGGAAAAGCAGCUGCUGAACACACUAAAAUGUCAGGAUGAAGAACUUGAAAAGAUGCAAGAAGUGUGUGAGCAAAAUCAGCAGCUUCUCCGAGAGAAUGAAAUCAUCAAGCAGAAACUGACCCUCCUCCAAGUAGCCAGCAGACCGAAACCUCAUCUUCCUAAGGAUACCCUUUUGUCUCCAGACUCUUCUUUUGAAUAUAUCCCACCUAAGCCAAAACCUUCCCGUGUUAAAGAAAAGUUUCUGGAGCAAAGCAUGGACAUCGAGGAUCUAAAAUAUUAUUCAGAGCAUUCUGUGAAUGAACAUGAGGAUGGUGAUGGUGACGGUGACGAUGGGGAUGAUGAGGAAUGGAAGCCAACAAAAUUAGUUAAGGUGUCCAGGAAGAACAUCCAAGGGUGUUCCUGCAAGGGCUGGUGUGGGAACAAGCAGUGUGGGUGCAGGAAGCAAAAGUCAGACUGUGGCAUGGACUGCAGCUGUGACCCCACAAAAUGUCGGAACCGCCAGCAAGGCAAGGAUAGCUUGGGUGCUGUUGAACGGAUCCAGGAUUCCGAAGGCUCCUUCAAACUGGAGGAUCCCACAGAGGUGACCCCAGGAUUGAGCUUCUUCAACCCCGUCUGUGCCACUCCCAACAGCAAGAUCCUGAAAGAGAUGUGUGAUGUGGAGCAGGUGCUGUUAAAGAAGACUGAUCCAGCUUCCUCCUCCUUUGACUUCCCAGAGUUGAAACAUGGGGCAACAGAAUUCCAAGAAAGUAAGGCUCCAGGGAAGAAAAAGAAACGAGCUCUGGCCAGCAAUACCAGCUUCUUCUCUGGCUGCUCCCCUAUUGAAGAAGAGGGCCACUGAUGUUGGAGUCAUCAUCUCUACCCCAGUCUGGCUUGAGACAUGCUUUGAGGUUGCAGCCAGAAGGGUUCUUUAAUGACUUCUCUGGAUUUCAAGUUUCUUGCUGUUGAAAAAAGGGACAAAGUGUUACUGAAAGGAAGGGAACCUUUGUUGGAUAUUAGCCCUCAGUCCUCAGCCCCAGACUACUACUUUCUCUUUUCCAGAAGGGUGCUAAGCCCCUUACUGAAGAGAGAACCAAUUGACCUUCCUAAUGACUCAUCAGGAACCAGUCCCCAGUACCAUCUAGCUGUCCCUUAUUUGUUAGCAGUUAAGGCUGUCCCCUCAUGGGGAUGAGGCUGAGGCUUUCUUGUCUCAGCUUAAUGGAGGAGCCUGGACUAGGAUAGAGGCCUGGCUCGGAUCCUUCACCCCACCUCAGAAAUGGGGUCUUGAUCUUUCCUGCCUGACCUUCUCUAGAUUUAAGUGUUUUAACAAUACCAUCAGUUGUCUUCCAUGUUACUGAAGUAAAUGAAUUAUUUUUAAAUGUUAAGUAAAUAAAUAAACCUUAGCCUAUCUACUAGUGUUCAGGAAGAUCCUUCUGUACUAGAGGGAGAAAUAAAAUUUCAACCUGUGUUCCUCAGACCCUGGGGAAGCUAUUAAGGAGAUUCAUCGCAAG